AUGCUUACAGUCAAGCUUGUCGUCAUCGGUGCUUCCGGCGUAGGCAAGACUAGUCUUCGUACUCAGUAUAUUUCUGGUCGAUUUUCGAAUAGUUACCGGGCUACUAUUGGCACCGAUUUUAUCACCAAGACAGUUCCUCAUCCUACGAAGAACGGUGAAUAUGUGACUCUUCAGAUAUGGGAUACAGCCGGUCAGGAGCGCUUUAGUAGUCUUUCGACAGCAUUCUUUCGUGGGGCAGAUGCGGUACUACUUAUGUUCGACGUAAACGCCUCUCAGACGAUGGAUGCACUGAAAAAAUGGUGGCAAGAAUUCCGUGAGGGCGCACCCUUGGCAGAAGAGGACGCGGAAGACUUUUGCUGCGUCGUGGUUGGGAAUAAGAUGGAUCUUGCCAAUGGAGAGCCUGCGGUCACUAGAGAUGAAGCUCAAUGUUUCAUUGAAAAGCUGAUUCCCUCAACGUCGCGGCCAGAGACACCAAUUAACCUCGACGUCGUAGAAGACGACGCCGAGGCGGAUGGUGGUGUCGAAUUAUCUUCUUCUCAAGUGACAGAACGUCCUAUGUAUUACCAUCCUCCUUCCUCCCCGCGUUCCAUACACUCUCACCAGCGCUCUUCGCCCUCACAUUCUCCUAACGGUCGAAUCACCAAGAGUCGCUCACUCUCUUCUUCUCGUUUCUAUGGCGGCACGAUGACGACAACCCACACGACACUUACUGUCUACCACACGCCUUCCUCGUCCCUCUUUGAUGUGUACCAAUCCGCGCGCUCGUCACCAGAACCACCGUCCAACCAGUCAUCCCCACAAGCUUCAGUGCAACGCCCCCGGCGAUUGACGAACCUGUCUACAGGGAGCGAAAGCAGCACGAGUGUUGUUACCAUGACGCCCAGUUUGUUUGCCCUGGAACAGUCUUCAUCGACGACGAUGAAUACGACACCGGAGCCGUCCGUGGCGUCCGUGCCGGAUCGAGGGCCGAAGCUCUUUUACACAUCUGCUAAGACUGGUGAUGGUGUUUCGGACGUGUUUGAAUAUAUUGCUCGGCGUGUGGUCUCACGAUGGGAAUAUGACGAGCGGAUAGAGGCUCGGCGGCUGCGUAUCCGCGAUGCUAGUGCGGCAGAUACCAUUCGGCUGGGAUUGGAGAGAGGGACGGAUAGGAGCGGCCAUUCAAGAUGGGGAGAUUGCUGUGGUUCAUGA
This is a messenger RNA of Guyanagaster necrorhizus, 1188 nucleotides long. Its product is annotated as ras-domain-containing protein. Gene Ontology annotation, molecular function: GTP binding; GTPase activity. Gene Ontology annotation, cellular component: phagocytic vesicle; fungal-type vacuole membrane; late endosome. The coding region runs from base 1 to 1188 and encodes 395 amino acids. Lineage: Eukaryota; Fungi; Basidiomycota; Agaricomycetes; Agaricales; Physalacriaceae. The record is from RefSeq and is a predicted model, not a curated record. Gene Ontology annotation, biological process: regulation of vacuole fusion, non-autophagic. The transcript has 3 exons.